Messenger RNA from Colletotrichum phormii, 1320 nucleotides. RefSeq names its product family 76 glycoside hydrolase. Gene Ontology annotation, biological process: fungal-type cell wall biogenesis; carbohydrate catabolic process. Gene Ontology annotation, molecular function: mannan endo-1,6-alpha-mannosidase activity. The record is from RefSeq and is a predicted model, not a curated record. Bases 1 to 1320 code for a protein of 439 amino acids. NCBI's taxonomy places the organism in Eukaryota, Fungi, Ascomycota, Sordariomycetes, Glomerellales, Glomerellaceae. The transcript has 5 exons.
AUGCAUUUUCCGCUCGUUUCAACUCUUUCGGGAGCUCUUUGGCUCCUGGGCCACCUCCCUAACGUGGUCGCCGAACUCGAUAUCAGCAGCCCGGACAGCAUCAAAGAGUCAUCGCGGUCACUUGCCAAGGACCUGAUGACUUUUUACAAAGGCGACGAGUACGGAGAGACGCCGGAAUUGCUACCGUGGUCGUCUGAGUACAAUAAUGAAUACUGUUGGUACUUGUGUGGCAGCUUCUUCGCCACCUAUCUCGACUACUGGCAUUUGACAGGAGACGACACUUACGGGGCUACAGUUAGCAAGGCACUUCAGUUCCAAGCUGGAACUAUCAGCGAUUACAUGCCUGAUAACCAGACUGCUACCCUCACCAAUGAUGACCAGUGUUUCUGGGGCACGGCGGCUCUCCUGGCUGCCGAGUAUGGGUUCCCCGAGGUGGAAAAUGUGUGGAGGACUCAAGCAGCACCUGACCGCUAUGAUGAUACAUGCAACGGUGGCCUUCGCUGGCAAUUUCUUUCUUGGAAUGUUGGAUAUGAAUGGAAGAAUACGGGCUCCAAUGCUUGCUUCUUCAACCUAGGAGCCCGGCUUGCUCGGUUUACUGGGAACAUGACUUACUCGGAAUACUCUGACAGGAGGUGGGAAUGGCUCACUGGAGUCGGUUUCGUUGACACCCGCAACUGGAAGGUGUAUGACGGGGCUCGCGUAGAGACCAACUGCACCAAAAUAUCUAACCAUCAAUGGUCGUAUACACCAGCUAUGCUCAUUCAAGGCGCAUCAUUCAUGUACAACAACACCAACGGCUCAGACAUCUGGCGUGACCCGGCUUGCGAAUCGGUCGUGGGUCUUUGUCCGACCGAUACCCUUUUUUACAAAGGAUAUAUGCACCGGCGGCUCUCCUCAGCCACUCAACUCGCCCCUUUCUUGGUAGACAAAUGGCUUCCGGCAUUGAAAACUUCUGCUGAAGCUGCGAUCAAGCAGUGUGAGCCGGGAAACUCGACGGUCAGCAAUCGCUGCGGCUUCUACUGGGACAGCGGCAAAUUUGUCGAUCCUCAAGUCCACAAUACUACUGGUAUCGGAGAAGGGUUGAACGUUCUAGCUGCGGUUUCCAACCUACUCAUCAGGGAUGCCAAGGAACCGAUAUUUGAGGCCGUUAGAAGUGGUGGAAGCUCUAGCAACUCCCCGAGUGGCACGCUGGGGGCUUCAUCGCCGACUUCUACAACCUCACAGACAACUACGCCAGAAUCAGGAGGUGGGCAACUUGAAACAGAUUUCAAGAUGUCCUUGUUCCUUGGGUCAAUCAUACUUCUAGCCUGGAGUCUCUGA